AUGGGAGACGACAGUGAAACCACCGUCGAAUUUGAUGAUGAUGUGAUCGCCACAAUGAAUGUUGACACCUCCAUGGAUGAUUUACGUGCUGCGAUGGCCCAGCUAGACCGCAAAAAGGGUGAAAUUGAACGACGACGGGAUUUUGAACAGCAAAAUGAAGAUCGACGACGGGAGAUGAUUGAACGUCAGUCGUCAAUGGCUGAUCCCAAACAAAGGGACAUGUACAAGAAACAGCUGGAUUUGAUGAAAAUGGUGGCAAGAAAUUCGGAAAUGAGAGUUCGAACAGACACCCAAAAUUUAAAUCAAUCAAUCUACCGGCUUCAAAAGCUUACACAACAAAAGCAAGAUACUGAAUCAAGGAAUCUGGCAGACAAGCUAGACAAAAUGGGUGCUAAUUUCAAACAGCUUGGUUUCAAUCCGGAUGAUCCGCUAUUGGCGGCAGUCCAAGCUCGAAUGGCUGACAAGAAUAAAGCCAUAAAAUCGUUUGAUGUCAUGUUGUCGUAUAACUGGAAUCAUCAAUCAACAGUCAUUAAGAUCAUGGAGGCCCUUGCCGCCCGAGGAUUUACAAUGGCUGGGGACGUGUAUGCUAAAAUGGCGGAAGCCGUUUUGGGUGCUCGAGUAGUGAUACCGUGUUUAACUGCUGCCUACGAGGCAUCACCAAAUUGCAAGCGAGAGCUGGCUUUCGCUGCAGAUCAAGUCAGGACGGGAAAGAAGAUUAUACCAGUCAGAUUGGAAGAUGGUCCCUUCACAUGGUCCGCACUUAUAACGGCUGGACUCUUGUACACGUAUAUCGGGCCAGACCAAUUAUCAACUGAUGCAAAAUGGAAUGAAGUGAUGGAUUCACUCGCCAAAGAAGUUGGACGAGCGAUUGACAAGACACCGACUUUAGCGUCUCCCGUGGAAACAACACCUGGUGUUGCUCCCUCUGGUUCGGAAGCACCUAUAACUGCUGCUUCAGCUGUCACGGGUGUUGCGACACCGCCAACAACGCCCAAACUCCCUGAAUUCAAGACAUUGCCAAGGACACCACCAUCUGGAACAAUAACCCCUCCGAUACCAUCAAGUAAUAGUGGUAGUGCUGAUGUUGUGGAAUUGCAGAGUAAAGUGGAUGUAUUGGAACAACGGGUGCAUCAUAUGGAGGAGCCUCAAAACGAGCACAUUGAAGAAUCCAUCAAAAAGCAUGGUAGACGAUUGGAUUACGACGAGCGAAAGCGAAAGCGUGAAGCUCGAGCUGUCCGUGAUCGUUCAGACAAGGCUCAAAACCUUCAUGGUCUAAAGGCCAAGAUCUUCAACCGAAAGAGAUUCGUAGAGAAGAUCCAAAUGAAGAAGACUAUCAAGAUGCAUGAAGAACGAAACAACAAGAAUAAAGCUGCAGAGCAACCAUUACAAGAGGGUGCCAUUCCUACCUUCUUGUUGGAUCGUGAACAACAGCAACGGUCAAAAGUUUUAUCAAACAUGAUUAAACAAAAGAGGAAGGAAAAGGCUGGUAAAUGGGCCGUGCCUCUGCCCAAAGUACGAGCUGUCGAUGAAGCUGAGACGUUUAGAGUUGUCAAGUCUGGAAAGAGUAAAACCAAACAAUGGAAGCGAAUGAUUACAAAAGCUACUUUUGUGGGUGAAGGAUUCACUCGUAAACCACCUAAAUACGAACGAUUCAUUCGACCCAUGGGUUUACGAUACAAGAAGGCUCAUGUCACUCAUCCUGAAUUGAAGACUACCUUCCAACUCCCUAUAUUGGGCGUAAAGAAGAAUCCUCAAUCACCUUUAUACACUCAAUUAGGUGUCAUCACAAAAGGAACAGUGAUUGAAGUCAAUGUGUCUGAAUUGGGAUUGGUGACUCAGAGUGGUAAAGUUGUCUGGGGGAAAUAUGCUCAAGUUACAAACAAUCCUGAAAAGUGA
Molecule: messenger RNA, 1896 nt
Organism: Synchytrium microbalum
Lineage: Eukaryota; Fungi; Chytridiomycota; Chytridiomycetes; Synchytriales; Synchytriaceae
Exons: 11
Coding region: 1-1896 (631 amino acids)
Biological process (GO): maturation of LSU-rRNA; maturation of 5.8S rRNA; signal transduction
Cellular component (GO): nucleolus; preribosome, large subunit precursor
Source: RefSeq, a predicted model, not a curated record